AUGGUUAUAAUUUGGAUCUUGCUGCUGAGUUUGUUGCAGGAAUCUUGGUCCCAAGGGCUGGCUGCGGAGGUGCCCGAGGUACCUUAUUGUGCCAAAGGCCAGACGUGUGACCCAAGGCUGCGCAGAGAUGCUGGGGGGCGCGGCGGAGUCUAUGAGCAUCUCGGGGGAGCACCCAGGCGCAGGAAGCUCUACUGUGCCACUAAGUAUCACCUCCAGAUCCACUCCAAUGGGAAAAUCAACGGCAGCCUGGAGAAAAACAGCGUCUUCAGUAUUCUAGAGAUAACUGCAGUUGAUGUUGGAGUCGUUGCCAUCAAAGGGUUGUUCUCUGGCAGCUACCUGGCCAUGAACAAAAGGGGCAGACUUUAUGCUUCAGAAACUUACAAUGCAGAAUGUGAGUUCGUGGAAAGGAUUCAUGAGUUGGGCUAUAACACUUACGCAUCUCGCCUAUACCGGACAGUGCCCAAUGGAGCCAACACCAAACGCAAAGCCAGUGCCGAGAGACUCUGGUAUGUCUCCAUCAAUGGGAAAGGCCGACCCAGAAGGGGCUUUAAAACCCGCAGGACACAGAAAUCCUCUCUCUUUCUGCCCAGGGUACUGGAUAACAAAGAUCAUGAAAUGGUCCGUCUAUUUCACACAAAUGUUAAAUACAGAGAGAGUCUACUGAAGCCUCUGAGUAAGAAUAAAAGAAGAAGGAGAGGACACCAAUGGAUUCCUUGGGGGGAUUGGGGUGGGGACUGA
This is a messenger RNA of Terrapene triunguis (Three-toed box turtle), 738 nucleotides long. RefSeq names its product fibroblast growth factor 3 (gene FGF3). The record is from RefSeq and is a predicted model, not a curated record. Gene Ontology annotation, molecular function: growth factor activity; fibroblast growth factor receptor binding. NCBI's taxonomy places the organism in Eukaryota, Metazoa, Chordata, Testudines, Emydidae. Gene Ontology annotation, cellular component: cytoplasm. Gene Ontology annotation, biological process: regulation of cell migration; positive regulation of protein phosphorylation; positive regulation of cell population proliferation. The coding region runs from base 1 to 738 and encodes 245 amino acids. The transcript has 3 exons.